AUGCAGAUGGCUGGGGACAUAUUCCCUACUGACUGGAGCCCACCACCUGUAGAGUUCCUAAACCCAAAGGCACUACAGACACAGUGGGUGGGUGCAGCAGGCCCUCAGGGCCGGAGGAGACCACCCAAGGAGUUGGAGCAGAAGCCCUUGGACUUGGACUCAAAGCAGGGUAUGACCUCACUGGAGGACCUGUUCUGGAACAUGGCAAGCCCAAGCCAACAGGCUGGAACCCUAGAAAAGCACAGCCAUGCUUUGGACACUUCUGGGCACUCAGAGCACUAUGUCAACAGCUUAGAUUACUUACUGCAAGAAAAGAGGGAACAGGCCCUGGAGCAGAAGUGGGAGAAGCUGCUUCUGCACGAUCAUCCUGAUCCUGAUUCCUCAGAUUCAGAGAACAGUGAAGUACUUCUCAUGCCUGAGCAGAGAAUACUGGUGGAGAAGUUCUCUGUGUCCCUGAAGGUCAUCCCCCCAGUACAUCCAGGUGAGACUGUGUUUCUGCCCAGGCGUCAUCCCCUGCCCUGCAUCUUGGACUCCUUACACCUAAAGCCACACAGCCACCUGGAAGAGCUGUUCCUCAGCUCCCGGCCAGACCAGCAGCUCUGCUUCCUUCACAAUGGCCUCCUGAACAACCUCUACCUGCACGCCUCUGACUGCUCAGUGCCUCUGCUCCAGUGGCUGUUCCAGCUGCUAACAUGGCCUCCAGAAACAUCUUCAAAAGCUUUUGGUCUCCUUUGGGAUCUCAGUAUGGAUGGGCUCUUCUGUCAGUCAGAUGAAGACAUGCACCUGUGGUGUCCCUCACUAGAGGAGGUCACAAAGGUAUUCCACAGUUUAGGAGCCCCCAACUCUGACCUCUGCUCACUGGAGCCCUUACAGCUCAGUGGCAGAAUGCUUGAAAACAAAAUCAGCCUGAGUUGUCAGGAGCAGGAGGACUCCCCACAAGAGGUGGUCUUGGACAUCAGCCUGAGCUACAUCUACAAGUUCCUGACGCUGUGUGUCCUAAUGCGGCCAGGCAGCUAUACCGACCAGAGCCUCCUGCAGCUGAUAGAGCUGCUGUGCCGUGCAGGCCUGGAUGUGGAGCUGCGACUGCUGCCCAAGACGGACCUCCAGCAGCUGCUGCUCCUACUUCUGGAAAGCAUCUGUGAAUGGCCAGGGAAGCUCCAGCCACUGUGCAAUGCCCUCAGCUGGGUGUCCAACCAUCACCAUAACCUGCUGGCCCUUGUGCAGUUCUUCCCGAAUGUGACCUCUCGAGGCAGGCAGCUUCGAAGCCAGCUCAGCCUUGUUAUCAUCACCCGGAUGCUGGGCCAGCAAGACAUACUUUUUCUCUGGCAAGAGAAAACUCAGCUGUCUUUACUCAGCCAGCUCCUGAGCCUUAUGAGGCCAUCAUCCCUCAGGCAGUACUUGGUCUCUGAGCUUUUGCCACCCUUCCAGAAGCAACAGCAUAAAGCCAGUGCCGAGCUAGACCACAAGGUCUGCUACCUGUGCCAUAGCCUCCUGACACUAGCUGGGGUGGUGGUCAGCAGCCAGGACAUUACUCCAGACCAGUGGGGAGAGCUGCAGCUGCUGUGUAUGCAGUUGGACCGCCACAUCAACACCCAUAUCCGGGAGAGCCCCCAGGCCAUGCACCGGACCAAACUCAAGGACCUGGCCACCCAGAUCUACAUCCGUUGGCAGGAGCUGUUGGCCCACUGUCAGCCCCAGGCUCAGUAUUUCAGUCCGUGGAAAAGCACAUAAAGAGGCAAGAGCAAGGCAGCCCAGAGCCUUUCAUUUCACUAGUGAUCAAGGCAUUGAAGAAGUCAAAAAAAAAAA
This is a messenger RNA of Dipodomys spectabilis (banner-tailed kangaroo rat), 1806 nucleotides long. It is a transcript of the gene Fam178b, whose product is annotated as family with sequence similarity 178 member B. The record is from RefSeq and is a predicted model, not a curated record. Lineage: Eukaryota; Metazoa; Chordata; Mammalia; Rodentia; Heteromyidae. The transcript has 15 exons. Bases 1 to 1731 code for a protein of 576 amino acids.